GUGUAUGAACAGAAAAUAGUUCAGGAAGUACAGCAUUAACGCAUGCUUUUAUUUUGAAAGUGCUUCCGGCUCCUGCGUGGCUCAGAAAUACGUCAUUCUAAAAAUGCGGAAAUCCUGAAAUAGCUCGUCGCGAAAAUCAAGCCUUCCUUUCAUUCAUCGACCUGUUUUUUCACCAGUAGUAAAUAUUUCGUUUCCUGUCACCAAGAUGCCUUUAACAUUUGAGCUUUGCCCCGGACGAAUGAUCGGAGGAGACCACCCUUGUUUCAUCAUAGCUGAAAUCGGACAGAACCAUCAAGGAGACAUUGAGAAAGCCAAGAAAUUGAUAAAAAUGGCAAAGGAGUGUGGUGCCGACUGCGCCAAGUUCCAGAAGAGUGACCUGGCGCACAAAUUCAAUAAGCGAGCUUUGGAGCGUCCGUACGACACCAAAAACUCCUGGGGCAAAACGUACGGCGAGCACAAGCGUCACCUGGAGUUCAGCCACGACCAGUACAAGGAGCUGCAGGAGUAUGCUGAGGAGGUGGGGAUCUUCUUCACAGCCUCAGGGAUGGACGAGAAGGCAGUGGAGUUUCUCCAUGAACUCAAUGUGCCUUUUUUCAAAGUGGGAUCUGGAGACACCAACAACUUUCCCUAUUUGGAGAAAACUGCCAAGAAAGGUCGACCCAUGGUGGUGUCCAGCGGGAUGCAAUCGAUGGAGACGAUGCGCCAAGUCUACAAGAUUGUGAAGCAGCACAAUGAAAACUUCGCUAUCCUUCAGUGCACCAGCGCCUACCCUCUGGAGCCUAAAGAUGUCAACCUGAGAGUGAUCACGGAGUACCAGAAGGAAUUUCCAGACAUUCCCAUUGGGUAUUCUGGCCAUGAGUCUGGAAUCAGUAUCUCAGUGGCAGCGGUGGCUCUGGGAGCGAAGGUCAUCGAGCGUCACGUAACACUGGACAAAAAAGCCAAGGGAAGUGACCACGCAGCUUCACUGGUGAAGUCUGAACUGGAAGAACUAGUUCGCUCCAUCCGACUGGUGGAGAUAGCGCUGGGGAGCAACGUCAAGCAGAUGUUGCCCUGUGAGAAGCCGUGCCACGACAAGUUGGGAAAGUCCGUGGUGGCCAAGGUGAAGAUUCUUAAAGGAACCGUCCUGACUCUGGACAUGUUGACAGUGAAGGUGGCCGAACCCAUGGGCGUUGCAGCCGAGGACAUCUUCCAACUGGUGGGAAAGACGGUGACGGAGGACGUGGAGGAGGACGAGAGCGUCCUUCCAGAGGUGGUGGACAGCUACGGCAAAAAGGCCAAGUGCUGAAAACGAGAGGGAUUUAAAAUGGUUGCAGGUUCACUGAGGGUUGUGAGGGUAAUUUAAUUCGGUGAUGGUGGGAUUUCUGACAUGAAUCAUUAAUCAUCUGAUCACAAAGGUUUCCUUAGUUCUCCUGAGCCAAACAUCAUGCUUCAAAAGUGGCCUUAACGUGACUUUUUUUGUGGGAUUUUGGCUCAAAUAUGAUCAGAGCCUGUUCUCUUAGCAGCUACUGGGCUCUUCACCAUCCACUGAGACGUUCCUUUCAAAACGGCCUUGUGUUCUUAAAUCUUUUAAAGCGAUGCAAAACCAGACAGUUGGGAGCCAAACAGAACUUCAUGUCAAACAUAGUUACAUUUAUAACAUCUAGUGUGCUAUUUUGAAACAUUUGUUUUGGCACUGCCAUAUUUGUGUUUCUGUUUUACUGAAGUUUUCUUGUUGAAGCUCAGGCACUGACAGCAUUCUGCCAUCAGGAAAUGAAAAUAAAGAACAUUAGUACACCUGCGUGAUGUCGGCAUUAUGAUAUCUGAGUUAGGAGAUGUUCUGGGAAAAUAAACCUCAUAAUAACAGGGUUGCCGCGGGGUAGUAAAAGGUAGUAAAUUCAACUCUAGGAUUCUUGUAUAAACCCUGAAUAAAGUGUUGGUCAAUACUGGUA
Messenger RNA from Austrofundulus limnaeus, 1928 nucleotides. It is a transcript of the gene nansa, whose product is annotated as N-acetylneuraminic acid synthase a. The record is from RefSeq and is a predicted model, not a curated record. Bases 206 to 1285 code for a protein of 359 amino acids. Gene Ontology annotation, molecular function: N-acylneuraminate-9-phosphate synthase activity. NCBI's taxonomy places the organism in Eukaryota, Metazoa, Chordata, Actinopteri, Cyprinodontiformes, Rivulidae. The transcript is spliced from 6 exons. Gene Ontology annotation, biological process: carbohydrate biosynthetic process.